CUUAAUAAAGAGCUGCUGUUUUUAUUAACAAACUUAUCUGUAGGCACUCGUCCAUGGACAACAUCCAGGUCAGACAGUCGGGCGCGCAUUUCGCACCAUCCAUACACGCCCAAGGAGGAUGAGACUGGAUGUGGUUGGGCUGACUGGCAUCUUUAGAUAGACGGUCCUCUGUCCAGUCCUUUCAUUUUGCAGGCGGGAAGGCAGAGGCUUGGGGAGGCUAAGCGCGGCGAGCUGGUGGCGGAGUGGAGCUUCCACUAGGGCUCCCAGUUUCCCCUCACCUUGCCCCGGUCCUCCCGGCCACCCACCCCAUCCGAACGCGCCACCUCUUCAGCCCGCGCCCAGGCCCGCGCGUCACCGACGUCCGCGGCCUCUCCCACCUCUAAGUUCCAGGAAGCUCUCGGCCUUUAGCUGGCCGCGCUGCUGCUAAGCUUUCCUGGGGUGGAGGCGCCGAGGUGCCCGGCCCGGGGCGAGGCCUUGAGGGCAGCGGGCGGGAGAAGGAAGUGCGGUGGGGCAGGUCUUGGCUGCGCGCAGUGCGCACUUGGGUUCUUCACGCGGGACACACGUGGAACGCCGCCCCCUGCGACCCCGGCCGCUAGCAACUGGCAGGGCCGAGAACAGAAGAUGGAAGAGCGUUCCAGUCUCCGCCCGGAGGGAGCCCGGGUCUGCAGCCUGGGGGCGGGGAGCGGGGCGGGGCCGGGAAAGUUGAGUACCGGUCGCGCUGGGCCGGGCUCCGCCGGAGCGCCCGCCGCAGGAACCGUAAAAGGCUGGAGCGGGCGGGGUAGGUGUGGCUCUGCUUGCGUGACCUGAGCCCCAGCCCCAGUCCUCGUCGUCUCCCGCGGCCGCGGCCUCUCAGCCAUGGGCGCCGUCUGGUCCGCUCUGCUGGUCGGAGGGGGUCUGGCCGGAGCGCUUUUCGUUUGGCUGCUGCGGGGCGGCUCUGGGGACACUGGGAAGGACGGGGACGCUGAGCAGGAGAAGGACGCCCCUCUUGGGGGAGCUGCGGCUCCGGGAGGUGAUCAGAGUGGCAGCAGCGGACUGAGCCCUGGACCUUCCAGGCAGGAGCUGGUCACCAAAUCAGAGCAUCUUCAAGAAAGCAAUGGACAUUUGAUUUCUAAGACCAAAGACCUUGGUAGCUUGCAGGCAGCAGCAUGCAGAUUGCAGAAUCCUUCCAGGGAAGUCUGUGACAAUUCAAGAGAACAUGUUCCUUCUGGACAGUUUCCAGACACAGAUGCUCCAGCUACUUCUGAGACUGGUAACUCUAGGAGUCACUCUGAAGUUUCAAGAAAUGAAAGCCUUGAAUCUCCUAUGAGAGAAUGGGGAUUCCAAAAAGGACGAGAGACAUCUGCUAAAGCAGCUACUUGUUUUGCAGAGAAGUUGCCUUCUAGCAACCUGCUCACGAACAGAGCUAAAGAAGAAAUGAGCCUCUCUCAUUUGAACAGUCAGGACCGGGUUGACCACGAGGAGUGGGAAAUGGUGUCUAGGCACUCGUCUUGGGGGGAUGUUGGCAGUCUUGAGGCUCCAGUGUUAAGCCCAAAACAGGGAAUGGACAAUGGAAGAAGCACUCUGGUGGAAGCAAGAGGUUGGCAAUUGCAUGGGAAAACAGAAAAGGUAGCAGUGAUGCCUGCGGGGUCUCAGCAAGUUAGUGUCAGGUUCCAGGUCCAUUAUAUCACAAGCACUGAUGUGCAAUUCAUUGCAAUAACUGGAGACCAUGAGUGUCUUGGGAGAUGGAACACAUACAUCCCACUCUCCUAUAGCAAGGAUGGGUUCUGGUCUCAUUCCAUUUUCCUGCCUGCAGAUACAGUGGUGGAAUGGAAGUUUGUGUUGGUAGAGAAUGGGGGAGUUACUCGCUGGGAAGAAUGCAGCAAUAGAUUCCUAGAGACUGGCCAUGAGGAUAAGGUGGUUCACGCAUGGUGGGGGAUUCACUGAUUCAGUUUGCAAACUAUUGGAGAAGCUGUAGAAGAAUGUGGAAGAGGCUGAGGUUGCGGAGCACACUGAAUAAAAUGAAGACAGUGUGACUCCAAAUUCAACUUGUUUCAAAUUUGCUAGUGGCUUUUGUCUAAUGUGCAGAAAUAUAUGUGUGUAUAUAUACAUAUAUAUACACAGAAAAUGCUUCCAGUGGAUGUGGACUUUUUUCCCCUGUGGCACUGAUUGAGGACUUGUGCUGAUCCAUUAUUACUUUAGGGUGUGAACCUCUUGGGGAGUGACUUGGCUAAGCUUCAGGUGUGAACUGUGAUCAUGGAGCAAAGAAAUUAACCAGCUGCCCAGGGUUCAAGCUUGAGCCUUCAGGUGAUCCUUAGAAUAUGGUAGCAAAAUAAGCCUCACUUAAACAUAGCUGAUUUCCUAUUGGUACAGCUUGAGAAACACUUUUUACUACAUACAAAUUUUAUGCUUAAAAAUAGUUAACGAUACAAAACUGUGAUUAGAAAAUAUCUGGUCUGGAUGUCAUUAGUAAAGAUCCAAGAUAAUGCUCUAAAACUAUCCAAUGUUUUGUUUGAUUUUCAUCUGCCAGGUGUGGUUAUGUGCUCUGAGGAUAGCAAGUAAGUCUUUGUCUUAAUGAUCUAAGGCUGAUAUAGAAACAAGGGGCCUAAUGAGAACCAGUCAUCAUGGAAGUCAGUUGCAGGAGCAGCCCAUAAGGAAAGGGAACAUGAGUGGGGUUGGGGGUACUGAGUGAGGUGGCUUCAAUGACACCUCUUAGAGGACUGUGAGGUACAGGCACAGCCCAACUGUAGGGAGGGAUGCACCCAUCAUUUACCCAUGGGAGGACCAUGUCUCUCCCACUGCUCUCCCCCUCCCCCACUGCAUCUGGACAGAUCUGUCCUAUAGCAGUCAUUUCCAUCACCCUCUUCCCUCUCCUUUCAUACCAGUCACUAUCUUGGGUAGCAAAUUUAUACACAACAGUGGUACAGAAGUACAUCUUUGCUCAGAGAAUACAGCAAAUAUUUAAACUUUAAGUUAUUAUAACUGAACAAAUAAUAAAACCUGAAUUUUAAUAUCA
Messenger RNA from Callithrix jacchus (white-tufted-ear marmoset), 2992 nucleotides. It is a transcript of the gene STBD1, whose product is annotated as starch binding domain 1. NCBI's taxonomy places the organism in Eukaryota, Metazoa, Chordata, Mammalia, Primates, Cebidae. Gene Ontology annotation, molecular function: glycogen binding; starch binding. The record is from RefSeq and is a predicted model, not a curated record. Gene Ontology annotation, cellular component: membrane.